AUGAGUCAUCAUCAUGAAAGUAAUAACUGUGACGUCAGCAAUGCUGACGUCACACUUUUUAAAAACAAUACGGAGGUUAAUGUUCCGUCAUCAGAAGUGGGAUCACAUGCUGCCUCCGCUCAGCAACAACCUGAAGCUACAUCACAAAUAGAACCACACCAUGGAUUAAAUACUACAGGCAAUGCUGGGAGUUCCUUGGAACAGGAACAGGAACAGCCACAAUCAGCAUUGCUUAACGCACCGAUGAGCAGCGUACCGCCACAAUUCAUCAUGCAGAUGAUGCAUGUGAUGCAGCAAAUGUCGGAACGCUUAAGUACACCAGCAGAAACUAAGAUACGUAUAAAUGAUAUUUACCUACCAUCAUUUGACCCCGACACUAGUGUGGGAGUACGUGAGUGGUGUCAACAUAUCGACAAAGCCAUUGAGACUUAUCGACUCAACGACUUUGACAUACGCAUGAAAGUUGGCAGCCUCCUAAAGGGAAGAGCGAAGAUGUGGGUUGACGAUUGGAUGGUCACUGCAGCUUCGUGGGCUGAGCUGCGCAACAAUCUUAUCACGACAUUCGAGCCAGAAAAUCGCUAUUCUCGAGACAUAGCUCGAUUUAGAGAACAUAUGUACGACUCUUCAAAGGACAUCUCGGAGUUCUUGUCACGAGCUUGGGUCUUGUGGAGGAGGAUCACCAAAGACAAACUACCUAAUGAAGAUGCAGUUGAAGCAGUUAUUGGUUGCGUGAAUGACGAGAAACUUAGGAUCGAGCUACUGAACACAAGAGCCACAACAGUACCAGAAUUGAUAUCUGUUGCAUCAUCAGUAAGAGCCAUGAAGCGUUUUCACCAGGGCUCAAAUAAGCUGAGUACAAAUAAGCGUCCCCGUUUUUUGAAUUCUACUUCAUCAAAUUCAUCUUACCAUAUCUGUAAAAGAACUAAUCACACCACCAACGAAUGCUACUACAAAAUGGUUACCGAAUCAAAGCCCGAACAAAGAAACAAAACAACAACUGAGACAACGAAGGAAGUAACCUCCUACCAGAACGAUAAAACAACAAUCUGUUCAUUCUGCAAAAUACCAGGACACAGUUUUGAAACAUGCUUCAAACGUGAACGAGCAUUGACAUCAAACGUAAAUUACGUUGCUGGAUCAAAACUAGCUCCGAUUCAGGUGAAGUUUGGAUCAAAGAGUUUUCAGGCAAUCUUUGAUAGUGGCGCAGAAUGCUCACUUAUGCGGGAAUCCGUAGCAGCUCAAAUACCCGGAAAAAGACUACAAACGGCAGAUUACUUGAAAGGAAUUGGACAAUUUCCUGUACUAUCAAUAGCUACACUCGUAACGGUAGGUGUCAUCGAUAACAUCAACGUUGAAUUACAGUUUCACAUAGUGGCAGAUUACGAGAUGACUACAGAUAUUUUAGUGGGUAUGAACUUGAUAAACAAUACGAACCUAACUAUGACGAUCACUUCGGGCGGGACGAGGCUAGCACGUCAGCCACAUGUUAAUCAAGUUCAGUGUAUAAAUCCAAUUUUCGAUAAACUGGAUUGUGAUCUCACAAAUGAAGAAGAUAUCGCAAAAUUACGCACCCUUCUAAACAAAUAUCAGCACCUGUUUAUCAGAGGGUAUCCAACAACUCGUGUCAAGACAGGUGAACUGGAAAUCCGCCUGAAGAAUCCAAACAAAUAUGUAGAACGAAGACCUUACAGGCUCAGUCCAAUCGAACGAGAAAGGGUGCGAGCCAUUGUGAAAGAGUUGAUGGAGCAUGGCAUUGUACGCGAAAGCAAGUCUCCAUACUCCAGUCCCAUCAUCUUGGUGAAGAAGAAGAAUGGUGACGAUCGCAUAAUCAUCAAUUGA
This is a messenger RNA of Bombyx mori (domestic silkworm), 1839 nucleotides long. RefSeq lists its product as uncharacterized. The record is from RefSeq and is a predicted model, not a curated record. The transcript has a single exon. NCBI's taxonomy places the organism in Eukaryota, Metazoa, Arthropoda, Insecta, Lepidoptera, Bombycidae. Gene Ontology annotation, biological process: proteolysis. Gene Ontology annotation, molecular function: aspartic-type endopeptidase activity. The coding region runs from base 1 to 1839 and encodes 612 amino acids.